Messenger RNA from Portunus trituberculatus (swimming crab), 4565 nucleotides. RefSeq names its product peroxisome biogenesis protein 1-like. Bases 1 to 3714 code for a protein of 1237 amino acids. The record is from RefSeq and is a predicted model, not a curated record. Gene Ontology annotation, biological process: protein import into peroxisome matrix. Gene Ontology annotation, cellular component: cytosol; peroxisome; peroxisomal membrane. NCBI's taxonomy places the organism in Eukaryota, Metazoa, Arthropoda, Malacostraca, Decapoda, Portunidae. The transcript has 5 exons. Gene Ontology annotation, molecular function: ATP hydrolysis activity; ATP binding.
AUGCCAGUGGGAGGGUUUUCUCGGCCGGUGGUGAUCAGGGAGAGUUCCGCCCGCCACUGCUUCCUGUCCCUGCCGCGCUCCUUGGCUGUUCUGGUCACGCCUGUGCAGACGCCAACCUUCAGCCUUGUGGAUACUGAGAAGAACAGACUGCUGCUGUCCUGGGCUGGGGAGAUGCACAGUCACGGCCACUCCAUCAGUGAUGCAGGGCUAUGUGAGGAGGUGUAUGUGAGCAGGGAGGUGCUGAGGGAGAAUGGCAUGAGUGACGGGGCCUCAGCGGUGCUGGUGCAGGUUGCCGUGCCUCCGCAGUGCUCCAGUGUGAGUGUGAAGGUCGGCUCCCUGGACCAGUGGGAGGUUCUGGCGCUUAAUGCUCAACUGGCACAGGAGGCGUUUCUGAGCCAGGUGCGUGUGAUGGGCCUGGGCCAACGUGUUCCCCUGUGGCUGGAGGGUGGUGCUUGUGUCACCCUCCAGGUCAUUGGUCUGGAGCCCCCGGUGUCUCAGCUCACCCUCCACCCCAUGAGCCAGGUGGAGGUGCUGCCACCCUCCGAGGGUGACUACUCCCCCACCCACACAGCCAUUAACUUUGUCCCCUCGGCAGAAAACACACCUGAAGAACUCUACCAAGAAGAGAUUAAUGAGGACAAUAAAGUGGAGGAGGAUUCACAGGACAUACUAACACUGAUCCUGGAGUUCAUGAUGGGGAAGCUAAGGGACAGGAGGGCCACUCAGAAUGACUUCCCCGUCAGGAAGGACAUCCGCCUGGGUACUCGAGUGGUAGGCUUGCCAGACAAGUUGUUAGACUCUUUAGGAAGCCUUGCUCACCAUCCAUCCCUGGUGAUAGUAGGUCAACACAGUUUCUUCGGGACUGCCUAUAGUGGCACAGUGAGUUUUCUUGCCAGCAUCCGUGUCAUCAAGUCUCCGAAGGACCUUGCUGAAGGUCUGAAAGAAGACAAGAAGCCUAAUAGUGAAAAGAAGCAGGAGAAGACCUCAAGAGACUACUCAGACAAUGUUGUGUGUGCAGUUCUUGUGUGGGAGAAUUACCUUGAUGAAAAAAGCUUACAAGGUCCACACUACAAGGAAAUAUGUGAUACUCUGAAGGAUGGUAAUUGCAUCGUGCCAGAUGUGUUGAGGCGAUUCAUGAAACUAAGCGACUUCAGUGUUAUUGAGAUACAAACAUCAGACAUCACCACCAAGACUGCUCCGGUUUGUGUUGACGUGCUGGCCAUCACCAACGACAACAAUGUAUCACUCUCACCACCACUUCUGCACAAUAUCAAGACAGUGCUGAGAGACCUGACUGACCAGUGUCCCGUUGUCAUCAAUGCAAACACUCUGCUGGAAGUUGAGACAGAUGAUGGCAGACUGGAUGUGCUGGCGAGAACAAGAGACAACACACCUCUUCAGCUCUCCAGGAAGUCUGCCAUGGUGCUGGAUGUCACCCCACUGAAGCAGCACCCUGACAUCCCACACAUCCUGCCCACAACACACAACCUGAGGACCUGUUUCCACACCAAGCAUCCUUAUGUUGGCAACCAGGAGGUCUUGGGCAAACUGAGGGAGCACAUUGUCUUUUCCCUGGGCAACUGGUCAAGUGUUGGGCCUCAGUUUGCUCUUGUUCAGGGCAGCAAAGGCUCAGGGAAGACAAGUCUCCUAGAAUCCCUCAUGGAGAGUCUUUCCCAGCACCCUCACCAUGUGCACAGCAGCAUGGCCAGCCUCAAGGUGCUCCGGGGAAAGAAAGCAGAGACUAUAGAGAAGAAGCUGCAGUUGGUGUUCAGAGAGGCCAUCUUCCGGAGACCAGCUGUUGUGUUCCUCGAUGACCUGGACAGCCUGGUGCCAUCUGCCCCCGAGGAACAGCAGGACUCUGGGCCCCUCCACAGCCACUCAAUGCAGGUGGUGACAGUGAUGAAGCUCCUCCUAAACCAGCUGAUGGAGUUCCUGGGCGAGGUGUCACACAAUGGAGGUGCAGUAAGUGGUGGCGUCCUGGUGGUGGCAUCGUGCUUGAACAGGUCAGGCAUCCAUCCAUUAGUGGUGAGUCCUCAAGGGUGCCACUACUUCCCCUGCACUCUCACCAUCCCUCCUCUCGGCCCUGAUGGCAGAGUGGCAGCCUUCAGGGCCAUGCUUGCCUCACACUUCACCAGUCACUGUGGACAUGAGGCACCACACAUGGACACACAGGCCACUGAUGCACCAACACAAGGCCACGCUGACACCUCACGGUACUUGGCAUUUGAAAACAGGUUACUUGCCAAACGAACAGAGAGUUUCACCCUUCCCGACCUAAGCCACCUGGCGUUGCGGACGUACCUGAUUGUGUGCGACAGGUGGCGGCGCGGGACAAGGGAGGAGGGUGAGCCAUGCUUCCAAGUGACCCCAACAAGUGAUGAGAGGAAGUGGCCAAGCCAGACUGCAGCCAAGAGGGAGGAAGAUGCAGUGGUGGAUGGUGACUUGGAGGCUGCACUGGAAGGAUACACACCACUGGCACUGAGAGGCCUGAGUCUGUCCGAGAAGAGCAGCCGGGCAGGGAGGCUUGGGGUGGGUGGGCUGGCAGAGGCUCGCACCGUGCUGGAGGAGACCCUGACCUGGCCUGCUGCCCACCCGACCCUCUUCAGCAAAGUCAAGUUGCGGCUGAGGUCUGGGGUGCUGCUGUAUGGGCCGCCAGGCUCCGGAAAGACACUGCUGGCCCACUCCAUCGCUGCUGAGUGCCAUCUCAACUUCAUCACUGUCAAGGGACCAGAGCUGCUGUCUAAGUACAUUGGGGCAAGUGAGGAGGCUGUCAGGGAUGCCUUUGAGAGGGCUGCCAGUGCCAAGCCUUGUAUCCUGUUCUUUGACGAGUUUGAGUCCAUUGCACCGAGACGAGGCCACGACAGCACCGGGGUGACGGACCGAGUGGUAAACCAGUUGCUCACUCAGAUGGACGGGGUGGAGGGCCUGUCGGGGGUGUACGUGCUUGCUGCCACCUCCAGACCUGACCUUAUUGACCCCGCGCUGCUCAGACCAGGCCGGCUGGACAAGUGUGUGUUCUGCCCCAUCCCAACACACAGCGACAGGGUGGAGAUCCUGCAUGUGCUGAGUCGAGACAUGGAGCUCGGGGAGGAGAUUGCCUGGUGUGAGAUAGCAGACCUCACAGAAAGCUUCACUGGGGCUGACUUGCAAGGCCUCCUCUCCUCUGCCCAGGUGCUGGUGGGGCAGGAGGCACUUGGGGACAGUCUGUACGAGGGCAUCAUCCCCACUGACCCAAGGCAGGACACACAGGAGUCGGGUGCUGAAGGAGACUCAGAUGUUGGAGAGGAGAAUGAGUUAAUGGAGGCAGAGAGGGACUAUUGUAUGCUGGCUGAAGGGGAACUUUCCGGUGCUGACUCCUACAAUAGCAUCAAGGAGGUGGUGUUUGAAGGGAAGGGAGAGAAAGUGGUGUAUAAGGAGCGGGGGUCCUCUGCCUCACCUCAGACCGCCAGAGAAGAGGAGACAGUUUCCAGUGAGGCCAAAGAGAACUCACCAACCACCACAACAGUCAGGAAGCCACCGUCAUCAUCCCCAGACCCUCGGAACCCAGACUUCAGGGUUUACCAGAGGCACAUCCUGGCUGCUCUGAGGGAGGUGAAGCCCUCAGUCACCUCAGCAGAGAGGCAGAAAUAUGAGAAGCUGUACAGGAGCUUCAAUAAAUCUAGAGAGGGAAAUUUUGGCCAGCCAUCACCAGGGAAGAGAGCAACACUGGCAUGAUGUGAGUGUUUGCAGCUUGAGAACUCCUUGGUAGAUGCUGGUGUGUUGGUGUGCUGGUGAGCUGGUGUGGGGGUCACUUGCCUCAGACUUGUGCAUUGUGUACAUAGACUCAGAUUUUCAACCCUUCAGUGCUAUGAUACAAUUUCAUAUCCAUUCUGCUUACUAUUUAAUGAUUUUACACAGCUUCAGAAACUCAUGUGGGGGGGAUUAAAAUACUGAAGACAGGCCAUUAAUCUUCUAACCUCCAUAGACCCUUCCUAAUGUCAAUAAAAUGGUCUAAUUGUACACAAAAAUCAAGGUAAAAAUGUAUCUCAGUACUGAAGGGGUUAAUGUGCUCAAAUCGAGAAGUCAGAAGAAGAAAUUAUUGUAUAGAGUGUUUAAUUAUAUGUAUAUUAUAUAUGUUAAGGUUAGUUUUCAAGGGUCACAAAGUUUUUAUAUGUGAGACAUUAUUAACAAGGUGCUAUUAUCUGUUUAUGUAUGUGUUGGGUGUUCAGAUUAAGAAUGACUAUCUUGUUAUUGAAUCAUUUACAAAACUCUAACAAAACUUUAUCAUUUGCUCAAAACUGUUGUUCCUGCAUUAUUUUUAAGAGGUUGGUUGUUUUUACUUUCGUCCUGCAGUGAGGGGGAGACCUGAUGUCUUGUCCUGGCUCCACUGUGGAAGGGUUGUAUAAAAUAUACAUGUCUUGUUGUUUUCACAUUCAUUGUUUUUAUUUUCUGCACUGGCUUUCUGCUUCCUAUCAAGCUUUAGCACAUAAAUUAUUUUCACUCCUAAAUUAAAUUGUUGGUAAUGAUAGUGAAUUGAUUAGUGGUAGUGGGAUGUGACUGUUUCAAUAAAUAAACCAUGAAAUGUU